This is a messenger RNA of Rhodotorula graminis WP1, 1301 nucleotides long. RefSeq lists its product as uncharacterized. The record is from RefSeq and is a predicted model, not a curated record. Lineage: Eukaryota; Fungi; Basidiomycota; Microbotryomycetes; Sporidiobolales; Sporidiobolaceae. Bases 1 to 1218 code for a protein of 405 amino acids. The transcript is spliced from 4 exons. Gene Ontology annotation, cellular component: cytosol. Gene Ontology annotation, molecular function: D-arabinose 1-dehydrogenase [NAD(P)+] activity. Gene Ontology annotation, biological process: dehydro-D-arabinono-1,4-lactone biosynthetic process.
AUGGCCGACUCGCUCAAGCCUCGCGUCGAGCCCCUCACCGUCGACGAGGGCAUCACCGACGGCCCCCUCAAGCUCACCCCGCUCGUCCUCGGAGCUGGCGUCUACGGCUUCGACUACAACACGGCCGACACGCUCGAGUCGACCGUGCCCGAGCAGGCCGUCCGCACCGCGUUCCGCUACGGCAUCCGCACCCUCGACACCUCGCCGUACUACACCACGAGCGAGACCGUCCUCGGCCACGUCUUUGACGCCAUCCGCGACGAGUUCCCGCGCGAGUCGUACCAGAUCAUCACGAAGGUCGGCCGCUACGGCCGCACAAAGGAGCAAGGGUUCGACUACUCGCCCGAGCGCGUCCGCGCCAGCGUCAAGCGCAGCAUGGAGCUCAUGCGCACCGACUACCUCGACGGCGUCUACUGCCACGACGUCGAGUUUGUCGGCGAGCAGGUCGACGACGCCGGCCACGAGGGGUGGAAGGUCGGGCCCGACGGCAAGAUCCGCGACGAGGACCUCGAGCGGUGGGGCCUGCGCGACGAGGACGCCGGCACGAUCCGGGGCCCGGGCGACGAGAAGGUGCUCGCGGCGCUCAAGGAGCUGUUUGCGCUCAAGAAGGAGGGCGUCAUCCGCGCCGUCGGCUUCAGCGGCUUCCCGCUCCCGACCACGCUCCGCCUCGCGCGCCUCACGGCCCACCACCUCGAGCCGCUCGACCUCCUCCAGACCUACUGCCUCCACACUCUGCAAAACAACACCCUGUCGACCUACCUCCCGCUCCUGUACGCCGCCGGCGUCAAGCAGAUCAUGUGCGCCUCGCCGCUCUCGAUGGGCCUCCUGCGCUCGGCCGCCGCCCCGCAGUGGCACCCUGCGUCGCCGGCGCUCCAGGACGCCAACCAGGCCGCGAUCCGCGCGUGCACCGCCAAGGGCCUCAAGCUCGAGGACGUCGCGCUCGGGUACGGCUUCUCGUCGGCCAAGCCCCGAGGCGCCGAGGGCCGCGAGACGCCGACCGUUGUCGGCCUGAGCACGGCCGACGAGGUGCACGAGACGAUGCGCGUGUACCGCGCCCUGUACCCGGCCGGCGGCGCCAAGCGCACGGGCCGCGAGCCGGGCGAGCCGCUCGAGGGCGCGGCCGAGGGCCUCGAGGCGCAGCUCGAGCUCGAGAAGGAGUGCGUCGCCAUCUUCAAGGACAGCGGGACGUACAACUGGACCUGGGCCGUCGGCGUCUGAGCGGGUGCGCGUGUGUCGGCAGCAGGGCGCAGUAGAGCAUUGCAAACAAGCGGCAGAGCCCGCCGUCGUGACCGUCUCUGUUG